AUGGUUUGUUAUAAGAAGGGCUUGGCGUUGCUCUGCACGGGGAUAUUGUCAAGUGUACAGGCCGUGUACUUGAAUUUAAAUGACUCGCAAUCUUUGAAUAAUGCCAGUGCGCUUGUCGCUGUCGGUUUGAUGGACUACUACACGGGUACUCAGUAUGGUCAGACGAUUGGUAUGUUUUCAAAUCCGUAUUAUUGGUGGGAAGCCGGUGGUGCAUGGGGGUGCAUGUUGGACUACUGGUACUUCUUGAAUAAUGAUACCUACAACGACCUUAUAUUGCAGGCAUUAGUGUAUCAGUCGGGUGAGAGAAACGAUUACGUGCCGUUAAAUCAGUCCACCACAGAAGGAAAUGAUGACCAAGCUUUUUGGGGGAUCGCUGCAAUCACGGCAGCUGAAAGAAACUUCACAAAUCCGCCUCCCGACGAGCCCCAGUGGUUGUAUUUGGCACAAGCUACCUUUAAUACUAUGGCACUACGUUGGGAUACAGGUACAUGUAACGGUGGGCUUCGUUGGCAGAUUUUUGUUUGGAACUCGGGUUACGACUAUAAGAACUCUGUUUCCAACGGAGCUUUGUUCCAUCUUGCUGCCAGAUUGGCACGUUACACAGGUAACCACACUUAUGUUGAGUGGGCAGAGAGGGUGUAUGAUUGGAUGUUGGGAAUCAAGUUGAUAAGCCCUGGUGAAACGAAAUAUGUUUAUGAUGGUGUAAUGGUGACAGAUAACUGUUCGGGGACACCUGUCAGCUAUCAAUGGACCUAUAAUCAAGGUCUGCUUCUUUCGGGGUGCGCUUAUCUGUAUAAUUAUACAAAGGACGAAACUUGGGGGACAAGAACCUGGCAGUUUUUAAACUCAUCCAACGUUUUUUUCAAUAACAGUGUCCUAUACGAAGCUACAUGUCAAAAUUAUGGCACUUGUAACAAUGAUCAACGUUCCUUUAAGGCAUAUUUCAUAAGAUUUUUGGGCGCUACUGCACAAUUGAUUCCUGAGACGAGAGAUAAAAUCAUGAACUGGAUCAAUACUUCGGCAUUGGCAUCAGCACAGUCAUGUAACGGAGGGUUAGAUGGACACACAUGUGGUUUGGAUUGGUCCCAUGAUGGAUGGGAUGGCUAUUAUGGUCUAGGUGAACAAAUGGCUGCUUUGGAAGCAAUGGUCAACACAAAAUGUCUUGACAAGCCUCCUCCGUAUAACAGUACCAAUGGUGGUACAUCAAACGGUAGUGGUGCUGCUGGUACGGAACAAGGAGCAACAAACUUAUCUCCCCUAAAUAUUACAGCAGGUUCGAAAGCUGGUGCUGCUAUUAUCACAUGCGUGAUAGGUAUCUCCAUUAUCACAGCUGGGGUUUGGUUAAUAAUAUGA
Molecule: messenger RNA, 1353 nt
Organism: Zygotorulaspora mrakii
Lineage: Eukaryota; Fungi; Ascomycota; Saccharomycetes; Saccharomycetales; Saccharomycetaceae
Gene: DCW1
Product: putative mannan endo-1,6-alpha-mannosidase
Exons: 1
Coding region: 1-1353 (450 amino acids)
Biological process (GO): fungal-type cell wall biogenesis; budding cell bud growth; carbohydrate catabolic process
Molecular function (GO): mannan endo-1,6-alpha-mannosidase activity
Source: RefSeq, a predicted model, not a curated record